Molecule: messenger RNA, 348 nt
Organism: Amoebophrya sp. A120
Lineage: Eukaryota; Dinophyceae; Syndiniales; Amoebophryaceae
Source: the annotation of a GenBank genome assembly
AUGGGCAUAGCUUUUAGAGUAUUUCGGUGUUAUCUUAGCGGUUUUGAUUUUGCAUGGCGAUGUAUUUUGGUAGGUAAGUCCUUGCCCGCGGGCGGCUUUUACUAUUUUCCAGCAGGGUGCCUCUUGCGGUGGUCAGUUGUUAUCUUUUCUUGUUCCGGGUUGGUAAGUUAUCCCAGCUUUCCCAUUCUAAGUUGCCUGGCCAGCAUGUAGUUCUCGUCGGUACGUAUGUAGGUAAGGCGGGCUGUUGUGUCGUCGGUCGUCCUGUUUGCACCUCGAAACCCCAUUGCUUCAAUGUUUGUAGGGUAUUAGCUAGGCACUUCGUUCGGGCGUCGCAGCGAGCCGUCCACG